AGGGAAGUGCGUCUCCUAUUGGAUCCUGAGGAGUUUGAUUACCUCCUACCAAACGAGGCGGUGGUCGGCUUCUUCCUGACCGUGGACGACUCUAGGGACCAGGCGAUCUCCCCGAUCAUGGAAAUGAAGCACUACGAGAGAUCGAUCGACAUCCUCCAGCCCCAAGUCGACAUCGAUGAUCUUUUUGUUGGGUCCCAAUUUCAAACCUUCAUUCAAAUUGGCUUCGCUGAUUCGGUGGCCAAACCGGCGUUCAGUUCGCGCAUGCUUCAGCUCAAGGACGACACCAACAUCGUCCAACGCUCUUCUAGGAUUGUGAAGGGUCGGCUGGUUCAACAGUGGGCCUACCUCCGUCUGGAGAACGCGUCAGCCGCUGUUGUCAUUGAAAAUCUAGCCCUACGUCUAGGUAAUCUUAAACGCGACUUCGACAAUAUGCUGCAAAUCCUCGCUGAAUUGCAGGCCUCGCAUCACAUGACUUCCGAGGUAAAGUCGUCGAAGUUUGACUACGUGGAGACCUGCUCCUCUCCAACUGGCACAGCGCUGAAUGUGAUCGUCAACUUCACAAAUGGCUUCCACGAAGAUCUUUGCGACCUCAUCGAGAACAACGAGCAUUCCUUUCUGAUCCACAAAAUCGACUGCCAGGUGAAGCAAACAAAUCGCGCUGGUAGUCCGUCUGUGCCAUCAACCCCGUCGCAUUCGUCUGAUGCCACAGAGACGGGAUCUAUUUUGCAGCUUUACGUGGUGCAAAUGCUCUUCUUUCACUUGCACAGCAUGAAUCAGCAGAUUAUCCUGCUGCUUCGACGACAAGUAAGCCUGCUGUCAAUGGUGAACCAGGAGAUCCAGCAACAGCAACAGCAGCAGACAAGUGGACGUGUUGACGAAAUGGAGACCCUGGAAUGCAUGCGUUGUGAGCGAUUGCUGAACGUGGGCGCAGGUGGAAGUGCCAACUCCAUGAGUUGCCAUCGAGUGGAGCGUAGUCUGACGGUGAAUAUGACUCGACACUGGACGCUUUUCAAGAAAUUCAAUCAGGCCAUUGCAGCGUGCACACAGCGUCUAGACGCGUUAAUGAACAACUUGGAGGUGACACGCGUUGCCAACGCAAAACACAUCCAGGUUUUCAACAAAAUCACCGGAGGUGACAUUUCUGACGCUGAGUCGGCAACGCAUGGCCUGGUAUCCCUACGAAUUAAGCUCAACACGGAAGAGAGACCAAGUCUAGCAGAAUUUGUUUCACUUAACGAAUUUGCAUCUCCUACGUCGGAAUUUUUGGGAAUUCUCACAUGCGGUCUGGCUGGGUUAAUAGCUCUAAUUACUCUCUGGAGAGUAGUGGAGGUGAAGAGGAUUCUCUCUCAACGCCCGUUCCCAUCAUCGAUCUCAGAGGACAACGCGACCAGCGAAGUGGAGACCACAGUGAAUUACUUUAAGACACCAUCAGUUACCACGUAG
Mesocestoides corti is the source of this 1443-nucleotide messenger RNA. The record is from the annotation of a GenBank genome assembly. NCBI's taxonomy places the organism in Eukaryota, Metazoa, Platyhelminthes, Cestoda, Cyclophyllidea, Mesocestoididae.